GAGUAUGUACUUGUAUUUACUCUUAUCGUUUCAUUUUUGUUGUCUGUGAAAUUCAAUGUUAAUUCAAUAUAGAAAGUUUUAAGGUAGCCUGGGAUCGUCAAGUUUAAUUGUUUGUAUAUGCGAUUGACAUUUCGCAAAAUAGUUUUUAUCGGUAAAUUUUGUCGUGUUCCUGGGUCUGGAAUUCUAGACGGAGAAAACUAAUACAAUAAAAUAGAAUAUAUGGAUCCACCUGAGGAGCAAUUUGCUACGUUAAGUCUAAAUGAGCGUGUGUUGGUUACGUCGAAUGCGUCGAAACUCGUAAAAGAACUUCCCGGUGGCUCAGCUAACGAAAUUAUAUCACAAAUAGACAACGGGGACAUUGCUGAAAUCGCUCCGAACAUGAUUUCCAUAGCCACUUGUACUAAAAGUUCUAAGAAAGUCGGGCCGACAGUACCAGCAAAACCCUUCAGAAAGAAACAAGAUUCUCCUGAGAGCCUUACUGUGGAGAAUUACACUAAACAGAAUAUGUCAAGCACGAUACCGAUAUUACAGCGGAAGCAUCCGGUUAGCACUCUACAUAAAACUUCAACCAACAACGUGACAUUGGAUAACCCUGUUGUGCUCGAACAGCAGCUGGAAGCUUUGACCCAUCACAAACGACAACUGGAGAAAAAAGGUCUAUUUCUGCAACAACCAAGAAAAAAUGAAAUACCAUCAACAGAUGUAACAGGCUUUCCGAAACUAUUGGCGAAUUGUCAAGCAAAUGAUAACUACACAUCAGGUGUUAUUUAUUCAAAUGUGCGUUCAACACCGGACAAAUUAGAAUCAUCGGUUUCUUCAUUGACUCUCAAUCCUAUGAGCGAUAAUGCAAAAUACUCUGAUGAAGCUAAUUCGGAAAGAUAUAUUGCAAAACGUAUAACGGAUUCCAAAACUAUGCGCUAUAAUGACGAAAAUGCUGACAGAAAUCAACUAGAUAGUCCAAUUUUUCGGAAGCAGAAUGAAUUUUACUCAAACAUGGUGUUCGAGGAAAGUAAGCAAGAUUAUAUACCACCACUCUCAACGGAAUUGUCUAUUGACGCUAAUGAGGCUACUGAUGAGGAAACGCCACCACCUCCUAGUCCAGUCAGCUCAUCAUAUAGCGAACUACGAAGAGCGACGGAUGCAUUUAAAAAGCCAUACCACAACUGUUAUAUAAAAUCUCAUGAAACCAAUAUUAGGUCUAAAGAUAUUGGAGAAAACAAAGAUUUAAAUGGAUCUCAACCUCAAACGUAUAUAAAUAUGAGCUGCAGCAAUGAUUUCAACAGUUAUUGUUCAACAUUGCAGACCGCUAAUCCAGACAACAUAGACUUUUACAGCAAUGGAAAUUCCUCACAGAGUUCGUCGACAUAUGAAUCUAUAUAUGAACCAAUAAUUCCACGCCCAGCUAGUCAACUUUCAUCGCAUGCAAACUACUUAAAUUAUGUACCAUACGUCAACGGUCCACAGUUAAAUACGAGUGAAAGUGGAGGAAAUAUAUCAACAAUCGGAUCCAUCAGUACCAGCGGUUGCAACACACCAUCAUUCUCUAGUAUAGAAGCUAGUAGUGCUGAUGAUAAUUCAAAAAGCUCAUGCCAACAAAAGGAGAGUGAGGUCGAAGCAUUGACUGAUUUUUUAGUACAUUCCCUCGAUACAGGAAGUAGGGUAGAAAAUUUUGGUACGUGUUUUAAAUGCAAUGAGCGGGUUUUAGGAGAAAACUCAGGCUGUACAGCAAUGGAACAAAUAUAUCACAUUGCUUGCUUUACGUGUACACAGUGUAAAAUUAAUCUACAGGGUAAACCUUUUUACGCGUUGGAUGGAAAGCCGUUCUGUGAAUAUGAUUACUUGCAAACAUUAGAAAAAUGUUCCGUAUGCAUGAGACCUAUAUUGGAGCGCAUACUUCGUGCGACUGGCAAGCCGUAUCAUCCUCAAUGUUUUACCUGUGUUAUUUGUGGAAAGAGUCUUGAUGGUAUACCAUUCACAGUAGAUGCCACUAAUCAAAACUAUUGUAUAUCCGAUUUUCACAAAAAAUUUGCACCACGUUGCUGUGUUUGUAUGGAGCCAAUAAUGCCGGAAUCUGGUGAAGACGAAACUGUACGUGUUGUUGCAUUAGAUCGCAGUUUUCAUUUUGAGUGCUAUAAAUGCGAAGAUUGUGGGUUGCUGUUAUCGUCGGAAGCCGAAGGCCGUGGAUGUUACCCUUUAGACGGACAUGUACUCUGUAAAAGCUGUAAUGCAAAGCGCGUGCAAAUGCUAACAAACCGAAUGACAACUGAACUGUAAACAAUGUAUU
Rhagoletis zephyria (snowberry fruit fly) is the source of this 2284-nucleotide messenger RNA. RefSeq names its product lipoma-preferred partner zyxin (gene Zyx). Gene Ontology annotation, biological process: cell-cell adhesion. The record is from RefSeq and is a predicted model, not a curated record. Lineage: Eukaryota; Metazoa; Arthropoda; Insecta; Diptera; Tephritidae. Gene Ontology annotation, cellular component: stress fiber; focal adhesion.